Messenger RNA from Coregonus clupeaformis (lake whitefish), 2818 nucleotides. Its product is annotated as ribosomal protein S6 kinase-related protein-like. Gene Ontology annotation, molecular function: protein serine/threonine kinase activity; ATP binding. The record is from RefSeq and is a predicted model, not a curated record. The transcript has 12 exons. Gene Ontology annotation, biological process: protein phosphorylation. Bases 400 to 1656 code for a protein of 418 amino acids. Lineage: Eukaryota; Metazoa; Chordata; Actinopteri; Salmoniformes; Salmonidae.
GCUAAGGUGUAUGUAAACUUCCGACUUCAACUGUAUGUUCUCAAAAGGUCACUACACCAUCAAUUUAUAAUUGAUUUCGUAAUUAUGAAUAGAUGUGUGAUUGGUUAACAGAAAUGUGUAGUUUUGGUUUUAGCCGUUAUUUCCAGUGAAGUGUGAGUGGCUGAUUGAUCAUUCAUAUGACAGGCUCAACUGGAGCGGAACUUCGCCUUCUGCAGAAUACCAUCGAAUGGGAGGUUAUCGUUUGUUGCUAGAGAUGAUGAUCAAACUCACCCCGCGCGCCGCUCGGUCAUGGCGGGUCAACAAUGUGCGCUCGAUGUUUUACAAGGCAGUGUAAAAUGUUAAAACUAUCCAAUUAGAAAAUAAUGACGUGUGGUUGAUCGAGGUUUAGCAAAUAAUUCGAUGGGCAGCGACUCAAGUAAACAAAAGAGACAGGUGCCAAGCCAAGAGAGACGACGCUGGCAUGGCCUUCUCUCCAAUAUGGGAAUAUCCUUUACUGAUGGAAUUCGCCACCUUGGCCCACCGGGUCUGGCCACACAGUGCAUGGUGCUCGGCAGUGGAGCCCCAAUCACUGAGGACCUCCUCCCCCCAGGAGACAGCCCUCAGAAGCCUGUCAUGGAGUGGACUCUCCCUGGCUUGAUCUCCAUCUUUCUGCCUGAGUUCCCACACCGUAAAUUCCCUGGGCAAGACGAUUUCCAGAUCCUGGGCUUCAUAGCCAAAGGCUCUUUUGGUCCUAUCUUGAAAGUAAAGGACAGGUCGAAGGAGAAGACUUAUGCAGUUAAGGUUUUACCCAAGUCUGAGAUACUGAAGCAUGGGGUCCUGGAACAGUCAAAGGAGGAGGUCAUCAUUCAGCGGCAGGUCAGCCACCCAUUCCUCCACAAUCUGCAGGACUGCUGGCAGACCCAGCGCCACCUCUUCAUUAUGUGUGACUACUGCAGUACUGGAGACCUGUAUACCUACUGGUUACUGAAGGGCCAGUUUGGGGAGGAUGAGGCUCGGGUGUUCGCUGCAGAGCUAGGCUGUGCUUUGGGUUUCCUUCACGACUUUGGGAUCAUGCAUAGGGAUGUGAAGAUGGAGAAUGUCCUUCUGUCUGACCAAGGUCAUCUGCGUUUAACUGACUUUGGACUCUCUCGCCGUCUUGAGCGUGGCGCAAGAGCAUUUACAAUUUGUGGGACAAUCCAAUACAUGGCUCCUGAAGUCCUGAGUGGGGGUCCCUACAGCCAUGCUGCUGAUUGGUGGUCUCUCGGCGUUCUGUUGUUCUCAUUGGUGACUGGAAAGUUCCCUGUGCCUCCAGAGCCAGACCACUGCAACAUGCUGAGAAAGGUCAGAGACUGCCCAUACUCCAUGCCCAAGACCUUCAACCCUGCACUGGCCCUUCUGCUCACAGAGCUCCUAUGCAAGAACCCAGCUCAUCGCCUGCGUAGCCUGGAGCGCUUCAAAAGGCAGACAUUUUUCCGUGGCACUUCCUUUGACUCUCAGCUGCUACAGAAGAGACCUGUUGAACUAAUUCUAGAACUGAAGAACCAUCCUGAUCGUCUAGCCAAAGCCAUGCGAGGCCUGUCUAUGGACUACUUCCAGAACUUUGACUGUGACAUCCUCCACUCCCCUACCAGCCCCACUGACCAGGCCCUGGCUACAGCUCAGGGUUUAAGCGCAUGAGAUGUGCCUGUGCUACUGUGACUCAAUACUGACUGGAAUGGAAACAAGUAUGGACAUGUAUUUGAUAUAUACAUUUUGUACCACAUUGAUACUUGGUUGUGAAAAAGCUCCUGUAUGUUUUCUUUUUUUAUUUGGACUAUUUGGGAUGAUAAAUAUAGAUGAGCUUUAAUGCACUGAAAACCACCACUUACCAAAAAGGGUUUAUAACAGUUCUAUUUCCCAUUGAGAUUAACAGUACUGCAACUCAAAGCCUCUCAAGGCACUGCCUGUUAUAGCACAAACUAUUUCCAAAUGUGGAUCAACCACCUGCGUCUUUGACCUUUUACCUUUGUUAUUACAUUUGUAUAAGAAGAUCUCUAUUUUCCUGAAAAUCCUUUCACAUAUAUAUAUUUUUAACAAAGUAUUUAUUUAAUUCUGUGUUAUUUUAUGUUUGAUUGCUUAGGGCAUCUGAUUAUUUGAUUGACUGUUGUGUGACUGAUCACAAUGCCUUUGACUGUUCACAAAGUCCUGCUGUAUACACAUUUCUCAUUAUAUUUCACUAAUUGUUGUUGUGUUUUACCCAACGACAGUAACAGCUGAAUGAUGAAUGCCCCUAUAAACUCAUGAUGGAGUUGUCUCCUGUCAUGAUAUACUUGGAUAAAUAUCAAAGGAAAUAGGUACCUUUAAGCAUAGCCUCUUAUUUGGAGCUACUUGAAGUUUUAAAAAGAGUUGAUAAGUUCCACAGGUUUCCACAGGUUUUUUAGGUUAGAUGUUUUUAGCUGUUCCAGAUAUAGAGCCUGAGUUACUUCAGACACCUGGUAAUCAGUCAUGACAGCAGAGAACAUAUAUACAUUUGAGCCAGUACAAUACAAGAGGAGGCUUUCAGUUUAUUGUUACCAACAGAAAAGUAUAAAUCUUACGGAGUAUUAUUCAUUUGGAAGUUCAAAUGUUUUUUCACCUGAAAUCUGUGUGGUUCAGUUGGUAGAGCAUGGAGCUUGCAUGGGUUCGAUUCCUGUGGGGCCGUUGGCCAUCCAGAUGAAAAUGUAUGGAUAAUGCACUACUGCAAGUCCUUUUGGAUAAACGCGUCUGCUACAUGGCAUAUAUCAUAUAUUAUGUUAACACAUACUGUACGUUAUUUGUAUUGCACUACAACUGGAUACAUAAAGCCAACUUAUUCCCCAGA